This is a messenger RNA of Psammomys obesus (fat sand rat), 9024 nucleotides long. It is a transcript of the gene Adgrl1, whose product is annotated as adhesion G protein-coupled receptor L1. Gene Ontology annotation, molecular function: G protein-coupled receptor activity; carbohydrate binding; latrotoxin receptor activity. The record is from RefSeq and is a predicted model, not a curated record. Lineage: Eukaryota; Metazoa; Chordata; Mammalia; Rodentia; Muridae. The transcript is spliced from 19 exons. Gene Ontology annotation, cellular component: postsynaptic density; presynaptic membrane; axon. The coding region runs from base 1958 to 6211 and encodes 1417 amino acids. Gene Ontology annotation, biological process: cell surface receptor signaling pathway; heterophilic cell-cell adhesion; adenylate cyclase-activating G protein-coupled receptor signaling pathway.
CCAGCACAGCUGGGCUGGCCCUGGUGCUGCAGCACCACCCAGGCCAGGGUCACGGCCACGGCCUUCUCCACCCUCCAGAUAUUCACCGAAGCUCCUCCCUGAGCCGGGGCAAGCUACUUACCCUACCCUUCUCCUGUCUCUCUUUCUCUCUCUCCUCUCACCUCCCUCUGUACCUCUUCUGGUCCCUGGUCCCUGCAGGGUACCUGACCUCAUCUCUCAUUUCUUUUGCCUCCCUUAGGAGAAAUGUGUAAGCCUCCAGGCGGGUGGGGGGAAGGGACACCCCAGCCUCCACAGGCACCGGUACAGGUCUCUCUUCCUCGGUCUCUGUCUCUUCUUCCCUCCCUUGCUCUUUCUCUCUCUUUCUCUCUCUUUCUCUCUCUCUUCUCUCUCUCUUCUCUCUCCUUUCCCCUAGUACCUUUUGCAAAGUGUUUUCUGGUAGAGGGUGGUGGGGUGGAAGGGACACUUUUUCCUUUGGGGACCAGAUUUCUCCUCUCUGGCUCCUGGUGGCCUAAGUUCUUCUGGUUUGGCGUUUCCAAGGCCCAGGGCUGUUGUGGAGUACAGAGAACCAGUCUCCUCACCCUCCACCCCUCCUGACCAGUCGGGUUCAGUAUUGAGGAGGGUCGUCAGCUAUCCCAAUCCCCUGGGAGGGGGCAGCCUGCCAAACCCCUGGGACGGGGGUGGAGGGGCGGGCUUCCUGGAGAGGGUGGGAGUGGGUUCUGUCUCUGCACACUUGCAAAGCUGCAGUCAGGGUUUCUUCCGGGCUGAUGUGGGAGAGGACCAGGGAGGGUGAUGGGGUCACAGACUUGCUCUGGGGACUUCCACAGGCCCCAUAAUUUCUUGCAGGGAGCCCCACACUGGUGGAUGAGGCUAUCCGUUAUGGGCUAGGGAGUGGAGGUUGACCUGCUAGUAGUAGGGCAAAUGGACAAACAAUGAAAUGGUUUUGCCUUGAAAUUAAGGUGGUCUGUGGAGGAUCCCCUGCCAGGGAGGUGGGCGGGGUCCCUCUGAGCUGCUCCCCUCCCCUUUCCUUCCUGCCUUGCCUAUCUCAGAGGUCUGGGCUCCGUCCCUCCUUUGCUCUCCUGAGUCAGCCCUGCACUAGCCACUCUUCUUGCAGGCUUGGAACUACGGCACUGGAACUCCUCUCCGGGUUGGGCUACGGGAGGGACAAGGUGUUAGGAGCUGGGUGCUGAGGAGGGGUCCUUGCUGCUCAAGGCCCCUGACAGACCCUUUCUUAUUUUUCCCCUUCCUUGGAAUGACCUCUAACUGUGUUUUUCCUCCCCUGGUACCCUCUGACCAGCUCAGGCCCUCUUCAUAAACACAUACCCCUGGCAGGGGUCCCUAUGGGAUAAAGGGAAGAUCCAGGGAACAGGAAAAGAGGGUGGGGCCCGGGUAUUCUGGUCAGAGGGUACAGACAUAACCGAUGGGAAUGCCAAGGCUCAGAGCCCAAGCUUAACUCCUGUUAAAGGGGCUGUGUUGAUGGCUGCCUUGUGCCUAGGGACCUGGAGCCAACGCUGCCCAGUGCUAUCAAGGGAGGCCUACAGACUGCACCCCAACCAAGUUAGCCUGCUGAUGAGUCAGGCUGGAAGUAGGCACUAGACUUGGCUCCUAUCCAAGGGUCCCUCACUACUGAGGCUGCCCACUAUGCUGGUGCCAAGUUGUUUCAGCCCUCCCUGUGCCCCUGGGGCUAGCUGCUUUGGUGAUGGACCAAGCAGGAGCAGAGAAUUCACCAUAGACCCACAUGCACACACCCUACAACCCUGGCCUGCCUGUGGGUUCUAUCAUGAAAUGAGAAGGAGGCACCAGCCCUCCUGAAGGGAAGGGCAUCUGGCCCACAGUACUCAGGGAAGGGGGUUGGGGGGGGGGCUGGCCACACUGACCUGCUGGAUCAGGAGGGUAGGCUAGGAACAGGUGGUGCUGGGCUGUGAGGGGCAAGGGUGGGCAGGCCAGUGGUGCCAACGAGAUGCAGUCGAGGUUUUCCUCUUUUCAGGGAAUGGGGGGGUGGGGCGGGGCCCCCCACCUUUCUGACAUCAGCGCUGCCUUGGUCCCUCCUCCCGAGCCGGGGAUGGUCACAGUCUUCGUGUGCCCAGGGACCCUGCAGAAGGUUCUGGAGCCCACCUCCACACACGAGUCAGAGCACCAGUCUGGUGCAUGGUGCAAGGACCCGCUGCAGGCGGGUGACCGGAUCUACGUAAUGCCCUGGAUCCCCUACCGCACAGACACACUGACUGAAUAUGCCUCAUGGGAGGACUAUGUGGCCGCGCGCCACACCACCACCUACAGACUACCCAACCGUGUGGAUGGCACUGGCUUUGUGGUCUAUGAUGGCGCAGUCUUCUACAACAAGGAGCGCACACGCAACAUUGUCAAGUAUGACCUAAGGACCCGCAUCAAGAGCGGUGAGACAGUCAUCAACACAGCCAACUACCAUGACACCUCACCUUACCGCUGGGGAGGCAAAACCGACAUUGACCUGGCAGUGGAUGAGAACGGGUUGUGGGUCAUUUAUGCCACCGAAGGAAACAAUGGGCGCUUGGUGGUGAGCCAGCUCAACCCCUACACGUUGCGAUUCGAGGGCACGUGGGAAACAGGCUACGACAAGCGUUCGGCCUCCAAUGCCUUCAUGGUGUGCGGUGUCCUCUAUGUGUUACGCUCUGUCUAUGUGGAUGAUGACAGUGAGGCGGCUGGAAACCGGGUGGACUACGCCUUCAACACCAACGCGAACAGAGAGGAACCAGUCAGUCUCGCCUUCCCCAACCCCUACCAGUUUGUGUCCUCUGUUGACUACAACCCCCGGGACAACCAGCUGUAUGUGUGGAACAACUAUUUUGUGGUGCGCUACAGCCUGGAGUUCGGACCCCCAGAUCCCAGCGCUGGACCAGCCACUUCCCCGCCUCUCAGUACCACCACCACAGCGCGGCCCACACCCCUCACCAGCACAGCCUCGCCUGCAGCCACCACUCCACUUCGAAGGGCGCCCCUAACCACACACCCAGUGGGUGCCAUCAACCAGUUGGGACCUGAUCUGCCUCCAGCCACAGCGCCAGCACCCAGUACCCGGCGGCCUCCAGCCCCCAAUCUGCAUGUGUCCCCUGAGCUCUUCUGUGAGCCCCGAGAGGUCCGGCGGGUCCAGUGGCCAGCUACCCAACAGGGUAUGCUGGUGGAGAGGCCUUGCCCCAAGGGAACUCGAGGAAUUGCCUCGUUCCAGUGUCUCCCAGCUCUGGGGCUCUGGAACCCUCGGGGCCCUGACCUCAGCAACUGCACUUCCCCCUGGGUCAACCAAGUAGCCCAGAAGAUCAAAAGUGGAGAGAACGCAGCCAACAUUGCCAGUGAGCUGGCCCGCCACACACGGGGCUCCAUCUAUGCUGGGGACGUGUCCUCGUCAGUGAAGCUGAUGGAGCAACUUCUAGACAUUCUGGAUGCCCAGCUCCAAGCCCUACGGCCCAUCGAGCGCGAGUCAGCUGGCAAGAACUACAACAAGAUGCAUAAGCGAGAGAGAACCUGCAAGGACUAUAUCAAGGCUGUGGUGGAGACAGUGGACAACCUGCUCCGGCCAGAGGCACUUGAGUCUUGGAAAGACAUGAAUGCCACAGAGCAGGUGCACACAGCCACUAUGCUCCUAGAUGUGCUAGAGGAGGGUGCCUUCCUGCUAGCCGACAACGUCAGGGAACCUGCUCGCUUCUUGGCUGCCAAGCAGAACGUGGUCCUGGAGGUGACUGUCCUGAACACAGAGGGUCAAGUGCAGGAGCUGGUGUUCCCCCAGGAAUAUCCCAGUGAGAACUCCAUCCAGCUGUCCGCCAACACCAUCAAGCAGAAUAGCCGCAAUGGUGUGGUCAAGGUUGUCUUCAUUCUCUACAACAACCUGGGCCUCUUCUUGUCCACGGAGAAUGCCACAGUGAAGCUGGCAGGCGAGGCAGGGACCAGUGGCCCUGGAGGUGCCUCCCUGGUGGUCAACUCACAGGUCAUUGCAGCAUCCAUCAAUAAGGAAUCAAGCCGCGUCUUCCUAAUGGACCCUGUCAUCUUUACUGUGGCCCACUUGGAGGCCAAGAACCAUUUCAAUGCAAACUGCUCCUUCUGGAACUACUCAGAGCGCUCCAUGCUGGGCUACUGGUCAACCCAAGGCUGCCGCCUGGUGGAGUCCAAUAAGACCCAUACCACAUGUGCCUGCAGCCACCUCACCAACUUCGCAGUGCUCAUGGCUCACCGAGAGAUUUACCAGGGCCGUAUCAAUGAGCUGCUGCUGUCGGUCAUCACCUGGGUUGGCAUCGUCAUCUCACUGGUCUGUCUGGCCAUCUGCAUCUCCACCUUCUGCUUCCUGCGGGGCCUGCAGACCGACCGCAACACCAUCCACAAGAACCUGUGCAUCAACCUCUUCCUUGCGGAGCUGCUCUUCCUGGUUGGGAUAGACAAGACUCAAUAUGAGGUCGCCUGCCCUAUCUUUGCUGGCCUGCUGCACUACUUCUUCCUGGCCGCCUUCUCCUGGCUGUGCCUCGAAGGCGUACACCUCUACCUGCUGCUGGUGGAGGUGUUUGAGAGCGAGUACUCGAGGACCAAGUACUAUUACCUGGGCGGCUACUGCUUCCCGGCCCUGGUGGUAGGCAUUGCAGCAGCCAUUGACUACCGGAGCUAUGGCACUGAGAAGGCCUGCUGGCUGAGGGUGGAUAACUACUUCAUCUGGAGCUUCAUUGGGCCCGUCUCCUUUGUCAUUGUGGUGAACCUGGUGUUCCUCAUGGUGACCCUGCACAAGAUGAUCCGAAGCUCUUCAGUGCUCAAGCCUGACUCCAGCCGCCUUGACAACAUCAAGUCCUGGGCGCUGGGUGCCAUUGCUCUGCUCUUCCUGCUGGGCCUCACUUGGGCUUUUGGCCUCCUCUUCAUCAACAAGGAGUCAGUAGUCAUGGCCUAUCUCUUCACCACCUUCAACGCCUUCCAGGGGGUCUUCAUCUUUGUCUUUCACUGCGCCUUACAGAAAAAGGUGCACAAGGAGUACAGCAAGUGCCUGCGUCACUCCUACUGCUGCAUCCGCUCCCCGCCUGGGGGCACUCACGGCUCCCUUAAGACCUCAGCCAUGCGAAGUAACACCCGAUACUAUACAGGGACCCAGGUACCUGGGCAGGGAGGGCAUGUCCACCAGGUCUCUCUGGGGCCAAGAGGCAGGAGUGCUCUGCCAGAAUCUCAGAAAGAUUCUGGAGGGCAGGGUGGCCCUAGAGAUCCCCUCAUGUUUGGGCUGUGUCCCCAGAGCCGAAUCCGGAGGAUGUGGAAUGAUACCGUGAGGAAACAGACAGAGUCCUCUUUUAUGGCGGGUGACAUCAACAGCACCCCCACCCUGAACCGAGGUACCAUGGGGAACCACCUACUGACCAACCCCGUGCUCCAGCCCCGAGGAGGCACUAGCCCAUACAAUACACUCAUUGCAGAGUCUGUGGGCUUCAAUCCCUCCUCGCCCCCUGUCUUCAACUCCCCAGGAAGCUACAGGGAACCCAAGCACCCCUUGGGAGGCCGGGAAGCCUGUGGCAUGGACACCCUGCCCCUUAAUGGCAACUUCAACAACAGCUACUCCUUGCGCAGCGGAGAUUUCCCUCCAGGGGAUGGGGGUCCUGAGCCACCCCGAGGCCGGAACCUGGCGGAUGCUGCCGCCUUUGAGAAGAUGAUCAUCUCAGAGCUGGUGCACAACAACCUCCGGGGGGCCAGUGGAGGCGCCAAAGGGCCUCCACCAGAGCCUCCUGUGCCACCCGUGCCAGGGGUCAGUGAGGACGAGGCCGGUGGGCCCGGGGGUGCUGACCGGGCGGAGAUUGAACUUCUCUACAAGGCCUUGGAGGAGCCACUGCUGCUGCCCCGGGCCCAGUCGGUGCUGUACCAGAGUGAUCUGGAUGAGUCGGAGAGCUGCACAGCAGAGGAUGGGGCCACCAGCCGGCCUCUCUCCUCUCCUCCCGGCCGGGACUCCCUCUAUGCCAGCGGGGCCAACCUGCGGGACUCGCCCUCCUACCCGGACAGCAGCCCCGAAGGGCCUAAUGAGGCCCUGCCCCCACCCCCACCUGCUCCUCCUGGGCCCCCAGAAAUUUACUACACCUCCCGCCCACCGGCCCUGGUGGCUCGGAAUCCCCUACAGGGCUACUACCAGGUGCGGCGGCCUAGCCAUGAGGGCUACCUGGCAGCCCCCAGCCUCGAGGGGCCAGGGCCCGAUGGGGAUGGGCAGAUGCAGUUGGUCACUAGUCUCUGAGGGGCCUCAUGGACCAGAGGCCGGAGGCCUGGCCAGGGAGGGAACCCAGGAGGGGCUUUGAUGGGAGCAGAGACUGACGGAGGCAGUGGCUGGUGGCCACUCUCUGGGUGCCCCUCAGCCCGUGGGCCCCACAGUCCCCUUGGGACUCCGACCUGGGCCCAGGUGCCAGGGUUAGUAGACAGGGUUUCCACCAGCCACACCCCCCAAACCUCUCUAGGGGAGUGCAUUGAGGAGAUGCCCCAGGGCCUGGGAGUGAGGGAGCAGCUGCCUGGGGAGAGAGAAAGCAAGGAAUAAGGCUUCCCUGGGUCUACAGGAGUUGGCACUUUUGAGGUGGCCAAAGCCUUGCAGGAUCCAGCCUAUCAGCUCCUCUCCACCAAAAGGGAGCAGUGGGACAGAUGGACAGGAUCCUCCCGUGCUACAGUCCUUGCUCCCUGGAGAUUGGGUCUUGCACUGCAAGAAAGCCCAGGUCCAGGGAAUGGGGCAGUGGGGGCUGGUGGUUAACGGUGGAACUUUCGCUGAAGCUCCUUUCCCCCUUGCUAUUGGUCCCUGUCUCCCAAGCAAGCCUGCCCAUCAAUCCCCAGAGUGCACCCAAUGACCCCCUCCCUUGGGGUGACUCCUGAUGAAGCACAACUCCCCGAAGGGCCCCUAACCCACUGGGGUGGCCAUAUUUGGGCAGUUCCCAGUCCUGUGGGCUGGGCUAUCUGGGGAGCAGUUUUGGGGUCUGGGGCUCCCUGAGGAGUGGGUCCUGGGUUUGGAUCUUUCCCUAGGGGGUCCUCUUGCCCCUCUUUCUUCCUCCCCUAUUGCUGUAAAUAUUUCAACAAAAUGGAAAAGGAAAAAAAAGACAAAAAAAAAAAAAAAGUAAGAAAAAAAUCUCAUCACUUGAAGCCACCGGGCACCUGCAGCCCAGGCCAGCCCGGACUUUCUCCGGAACAGAGCAGCAGCCAGCCCUGGCAGCCAGGACUUCCUGUGUGUGUACAUCCCAGCCGGGGUGGGCAGCGGCCAGAGCAGCUUUUUACACUCCAGAGACAAAACAAAUCUAGAAGCAACAGCGAAACAAAGAACCUGUCCUUCCUAGCGCCACUCCUUUCACCUCUGCUGUUCUCCCUGCAUCAGUCAGCCCUCCUGGGGCGUGUACCUCACUGCCUGCCCCGGGACCAGAGCCUGUCUCCCCCUGCCCCACUGGCCAGGAGACAUCCUCACACCCAAAGAUGCUUUUGCCAAGAUGGCUGCACUACCCCUUUGAGUUCCUGCUUCUUGUAUAUCACUUCAGGACUCGUGGCAGGCAGGAGGAGGCUGGUGUCCCAUCCUGGGAAGGGCAAGGCAAAGAGUAGUGGAGUGGACAGUGCUUCCUAUAGCUGAGGAUGGGAUGGCAGUAGUGAGGUCAUUUCGUGGGGGUGGGCAAAGGUGAGGUCACUUUCCCUUACCAACCCCACCCCAAGCCCUCUGGCAGGCUUAGGGUGUCGGCCAAGCGCUUCCAGCCCUUUAGCCUGGCCUGCCCUCCCCCAGUUUUUUGGGGGUAGAAUAAUCCUGCUGCCAUCUUCCAGAGGUGACAUCACACCUCUGCUGACUUCACCCUGACUCUUCCCUGCCUUCUUCCUCACAAGUGCCAUGAGUUCAAGCAUCCUUGGGUCUCAGCUUGCUGCUGCCAUCAACUUCUUUGGGUUAUUGGGGAAGGACUCUAGGAAGGAGGUGGACAGGUGGCUGGAAGAUGACCCGUUUUGCUGCUAGAAAGCCCUCUCCCUUCUCGGGAGCUGGGACUGGCUUGUCCCCAUCAUUGAGGGGGGGAAAGGGGGCCAGACCAAAGAUAAUGGUUUGCCCCAUGGAGGGGAAUAAUGUGAGAAGGCAGGGUUUAUUCCAUCUCUGGUUUUUUUCUGGUAGUAUGUUUUAGCCUCUCUUGCCAGAAGAUGAAGGGUGAAGUCUAGAUAAGGAAAAAGAGAGAGGGUGGGGAUAGUCCCACCAAGCAGGUGUGAAGAGAGCAUGAAAUGGCUCAUAGCCCUUGUGUAAUUUCAUUCAACCUGUGGCUCGCUGUGGCUAUGUGGAGUGGUUGGUCUAGGAGCCAGAGGACUUGACUCAGCCCAGGCCUGAGACCCAUCAGACACCAACAAACCAGGAAAAAGAGGUAGGGUGAAGAGCUCCUUGGGGAUUGGCAGGCACAGGAAUCCUGUGCCCUCUCUUCCUGCACAGCCCUUCUUCAAGUGUGGGCUAUGAAGGAUUACAGGAUGUAGUGUAGUGGGGCCUGUGGUUCCUGCUCCAGCUCCAAUCAUUAGCACAGGGAGUUAACUCCUAGGCCUCAGAGCUACAUGGCAGGUCCCUAUGUGGGGCUGGAUCCACUACAAUCCAGCGCAAGCCACCCAGAGAGCCCAGGUGUCCCCUAACUUAACCAGACCUGGUGCCUUGACGCCCCCAUCCCAGCGGGGACGGUACAGAGAAGGGUCUUGGUCUCCUCCUCCCUUCCUUGGGCUCCUGAAUUCAUUUGCUCCUAAAUCUUGCUCAUUCUUUUUCUCUGAAGUUUUCUUUCUUUUGGGUUUCCCUAGCUAUCCAACUUAUUUCUUUGUGUCCUUUUUGCUGUCUCUGUGUCCCUCUCUCUACUCUCAUUCUCAAUUUCUCAGUCCAUUUGGGCCUCCUCCCUGCUCCCGCCCCCCUAGUCCCUCCCCUCCUUGGUCUCCUUUUCGAUAUGCCAAACCAAUUUUGGGUCGAGUGCAUUUAACGAGAAUAAAACAAAAGGCUCAUAAGAACGUUUCAGAAAAAAACAAAAAGUUUAAAAAAAUGUUGAGUCAAAAGUCAAACAAUAAAGAAAUUAAGAUUUCUUGGAA